Loa loa (African eye worm) is the source of this 2393-nucleotide messenger RNA. RefSeq names its product WD40 associated region in TFIID subunit family protein. The transcript is spliced from 13 exons. Lineage: Eukaryota; Metazoa; Nematoda; Chromadorea; Rhabditida; Onchocercidae. Gene Ontology annotation, biological process: transcription initiation at RNA polymerase II promoter. The record is from RefSeq and is a predicted model, not a curated record. Gene Ontology annotation, molecular function: protein binding; RNA polymerase II general transcription initiation factor activity. Gene Ontology annotation, cellular component: transcription factor TFIID complex. Bases 1 to 1851 code for a protein of 616 amino acids.
AUGGACAGGGACAUAUUUGACCAUCCAAUGACAGCCGAAUCAUUGCAACAAAUUUUAGCUUUUUUCAAGAAAAACGGUUUAACGGAAUCUGAAGAAGCCUUGUCGAGAGAAGCUGCAGCCGUUUUGCGGCUUUCGAAAGAUGGUGUCGAUAGUGACACUAACAAUGAUGCUAUUAUGCGCGAAUUCUCGACGCUUUUGAGUCAUGUUGAUUCUUCCUUUGAUAAUUCCUGCGCAGAACUAUCUGCUUUAAUAUUCCCGGUAUUUGCGCACUUAUAUAUACAGCUUAUUGCUGAAGGACGUAGUUUACAAGCAGCUUUAUUCAGCGAAAAAUUUUCUCGAUAUGUACCUUCAAUGUAUGAGGAGCAGACAAAAUUGCUUACUCGCAUUUCUACUCAUAGUCAGGCUGCUAAUCAUGCACUCGUUCAGGCUUUAACAAAAAACCAGUUUGUUGUUCGCAUAUCAAAAUCGGCAAUCAAACAACUGGAACCUUUCUUAACCCGGAAUAGUAUUGUUCGCGAUGUGAUGCGAGAUCAUUUGCAUAUUGAAGCAAUUGAUGGCUCGCGGACAAAAUCAGCUACGGAAGCAGUCCUGGGAGGUAUUCUUGGUCAAGUCAGCAAGCAAGAAAGGCGGCAUAAAAUGUUUUAUGGAACGAUUAAAGAAGAUUUUUCAACUCAGCUGGGCCUCGAGAAGAAACGGCCAAAAAUUAAAGAAAGAAAUGACGGCAAAAAAAAGGAUGCAAAUGGACCCUCACCUGAUCGAAUACCUCUGCCAGCAGCCAAUGAAAAGAGGUAUAUGAAAGAAUCGGGUAAGAAAAUGCGCAUUUCCGUUGACACACCACCAUCCAUAUGUCUUUACACGGUGCUUAAUUCUCCUGGUGGUCUUACAGCAUCUGAUAUUGCUGAAGAUAGUGGAGCUUUGGCAUUGGGUUUUGGAAAUUCUAGGAUCCAGGUUCAUACGUUAAAUGAGGAAAAAUUUCGGCCGUACAAAAAAAUCGAUCAGUUGGAGCUAAUAGAGCAAGAAUCUGAAGAUGCACUGGAGCAGGUUUACGAUGACGCGGAAGCGUCAACAUCACUUACCUUUCAAGGUCAUAACGGACCAGUUUAUUCGUUAUCAUUUUCUCCCGAUAAACGCUUGUUACUUUCAUCGUCACGUGAUGGAACAGUUCGUUUGUGGAGUCUCGCCGUUCGUAGUAAUGUUGUGGUGUACAAGCAUGCUGCACCAAUUUGGGAGGUGCAGUUCAGCCCACGUUCUUAUUAUUUCGCAACCGGUAGUGCCGAUGGUGCUGCGAUGCUAUGGACAACCGAUCGUUUGCAACCGUUGCGCAUUUUCUCAGAUGCAUUGUCAGAUGUCACCUGCAUUGACUUCCAUCCAAAUUGCAAUUAUUUCGCAGGUGGUAGUGAUGAUCGUUACGUACGUGUUUGGGAUGUGUUGUCUGGGACAUGUGUACGAUACUUUGCGGGUCACAAAGGAUCGAUUCGAGGAUUAAAAAUUUCGCCCUGUGGUCGGUAUUUGGCAUCACUGGGAAGCGAAGGAUCGCUUGUUCUUUGGGAUAUGGCAUUGCAAAAAAUGGUUUGCAUGCAGGACGUCUCUGCACUUCCAUACCAGGUCCCAAUAGAGUUCUCACGUGAUGGAGCAGCCCUAGCCGUUGCGCGAGCCGAUUCAGCGCUUUCAUUUUAUUCCGUGGAUACGGUUACAGCACAUUCCGGUUCACAGGACCAUUUAAAUAAUGAUCCAAAGAUAAAUCCCAGCGGCUUUCAUCUUUACUCAUAUGCUACCAAAAAUACACCAAUUAUCGACUUGCAUUUCACACGACGCAAUUUGGUUCUGGCUGUGGGCGCUUAUGGGCAGUAAAUUACAGGAGCACUGCUGAGAAUCUAGUAAGCACUCGUAGGUUUAACUGCAGAAACAUUUUUGUUUGUAUGUUUCAACAGUUAAUUCUUUAUGAAAGUGAAGUCGCCAAGAAUUUAGCAAGAAAAAAAAUUUCCAAUGAUUCAUAAUGUGACUACAGACAAACAUCUGGUUACUGUGUUGUCUUAAUAGCCGCUUUAGGUUAUUGUAAAGGAACAUCAUACCUUGAGCCGAGGUUCUAGUCCGUAAUCUGGAAACAUUAAAAAUUUGGAUUUAUGAGGGAGUUGCAGUAGUAAUUAAAAGGCCACAAUAGGAAUUUGAGUAUACUAUGUUAUGUAAAAGUAAACUUAUGUGGUAACCAUAACUUAUUGGAUUAUGCGAAAAUAACUGCAAUAGCAAACCUGCAUCCCAACGAAUAAAAAAAAAAUAUUUACAAUAUAGUUGUUCUUUUCUUGCGCAAAAUUUAUAUAUCCAAAACUGCAUAGCUGUGUAUAGAUUUCGUACAAAAAUUCAUAUUAUGAUAUGGAAUUUCGCUGUUACAACGU